UAAAAUUUAUUAUUUGGAUUUUUAGGUAUUAGUUAACAAAUUUGGAUUUUAUUAUUUUAACAUAAAUAUAAAAUGUUCAACUUUAACAGAACAAAUUUGUCUGACUAUAAUUUUGAAAGAGAUUCUGCUAAUAAUAGAAACCAUUAUAACGCUACAAAAAAGCCCAAACCUUCAAGAUCAAGAAAUUCAAAGGUUGAUAAUCGGCCACCAAGUUGUAAUGAACAAAUAUCCGAAUUCUCUCCACACCAGUGGAAUCACUCCAAUCAACGAUUGUAUCCUACAAUGUCAGACUCUGCUGUAUGUGGCUAUCCUGUUCCAGUUAAUAUACCUGUCGACCCACGCUUUCAUACCUUAUAUCCCAUUUAUCAACCAUAUGUGUCAGUCGGUAUUGGCAGAGAAUAUCUAGAACCCGGUCAACAUAUGUCAUCCAGAGAUCAAUUUACUAGUUUACCUCCUAUUAAUAUUGCGGACAACGAAUCUGAAAUCAAACGUACACAUAGUGAUCCAGGUUUAAAUAACCAAGAUGAUAAAUUUGAACUACUGAGCAGUGAAUCAGACCAAGGAUCGUAUGAUACCUACUAUGCUAAUGAAGUGGCCGAAUUGAAAAAAGAUAAUCAGAGACUAGCUAACGAAUUAGAAUUAGUGAAAAUUGAAUUAAGAAAUUUAAAAUUGGAUAUAUCAAGUAAAAAUAACGACAAAUGUGGUUGUACAGAUCCAGGAUCUAUUACAAAUAUUGUUCAAGAAAUAAGAGCAGCACAUAAAUUAAUGGAACAAACAUUAGAGUCAAAGUUAAAUUCUUUUAAUGUUAAUAAAAACGAAAUUACUAAUGGAAGUUCUCAAUUGUCAUUAAUAAAUGAGCGUCUAGAAAAAUUAGAAAAAUCUAGUGAUAAAUCAAAAAGAGUGGACUCCUCGGAGAAAAGAUUUGUUAAAAUGAAUAACUCAUCAAAAAAAAGCUCUUCUGUCACAGAUUUGUGAAUUUAUAAUUAGG
Molecule: messenger RNA, 988 nt
Organism: Myzus persicae (green peach aphid)
Lineage: Eukaryota; Metazoa; Arthropoda; Insecta; Hemiptera; Aphididae
Exons: 5
Coding region: 73-975 (300 amino acids)
Source: RefSeq, a predicted model, not a curated record